Nematocida parisii ERTm1 is the source of this 1719-nucleotide messenger RNA. RefSeq lists its product as uncharacterized. The record is from RefSeq and is a predicted model, not a curated record. The coding region runs from base 1 to 1659 and encodes 552 amino acids. Lineage: Eukaryota; Fungi; Microsporidia. Gene Ontology annotation, cellular component: DSIF complex. Gene Ontology annotation, biological process: regulation of transcription by RNA polymerase II; transcription elongation by RNA polymerase II; regulation of DNA-templated transcription elongation. The transcript has a single exon. Gene Ontology annotation, molecular function: mRNA binding.
AUGGUAAAGAGAAAGCAUGUAGUAGAUUCUGAUAGUGAAGAAGAGUUCAAAGCAACCAAGUUUGUAGAUGUUGAAGCGUCUGAGGACGAGCCAUCGGAGGAUGAAAGCAUGAACUCCUUUAUAAAUGAGCUAGCAGAGGAUGUAGAGGCAGCAGAGGAGGAGGAAGAAGAGCCAGAAGAGCAGGCAGAAUAUGCAGAGGAGAGCGGGGAAGAGGAAGAUUUACAUGACUUUGAAGAGUAUACAAAAACAGUGGAAGAGAGAUACAAAGCAGUGGAUGCAAUGGAGGUCGAAGAAAUACCGCAGCAGCUGCUUUUGCCAACAGAUAAGUCUCCAAAGCUGUGGCUUAUUCGAUGCACUCCUGCCAAAGAGAAGCAGAUUGUUCUGUCGAUCAUCAGAAAGGCCAUCUUGAAUAAGUUAAAUAUAACUGCCGCACUCACAAACGAGCUAGUGAAGGGAUACAUAUAUGUAGAGGCGUACCAGAAACAGCAAGUGCUGCAGGCAAUAGAUGGAAUAUUUGGUGCGUUUAAAACUAACAUAACACAGAUACCAAAUAAGGAGAUGGCAGAUGUUCUGUACAUACCAGAGCUAGAUCCAGUUAUCUAUAAGGAAGGAAAUUAUCUGCGGGUAGUAAAAGGAGUUCAUUCAGGAGAAAUCGCCAAAAUUGACUCGCUUGGCACAGGAAAGGACAAAAUAAUGGUUAUGCUGGUUCCAAAGAUAAAUCAUAAGCAUAAGCUGUUUAAUCCAAAUGACUUUAACAAAUCUGAAAUAUAUAAAAUGUCUAAGAGCACCUGGGUGUAUAAAAAGGAAAUGUAUAAAGACGGGCAUUUGCUUAAGGGGUUGCCCAUAUCCUAUCUAGCUGCAACUCCAGCGGUCACAAAAGAGGAAAAAAAGUGGUUUGAUACGGCAGAGAAUAAAAAGAUAGCAGGAGUGCUGUUUGUUAAGGAUGAGGUUGUAGAGAUCGUGUAUGGUGGAUUAAAAGGCGCGAUUGGAAAGGUAUUGAGUGUUGGCGAGGAGGAUGCGCUCAUCAAGAUAGGAGACAAAAAAAUAAAAGUUUCAUUGUCAGAAAUACGUAAAAAGUAUGCAAUAGGAGAUGAGGUGCUUGUUGUAUCAGGAAGAAAGCGAGGGAAGUGUGGGUUUAUUGUGGGGAUAGAGGGCAAUAAGCUUAUGAUAGGAAUCAACAACUUUACCGAUGAAAUAGAGGCGGAAAUAGAGGAGGUUAAGCUAAGCUCUGUCCCAGAUGCACCAAAAGAAACAGAAAAGGCACCGGGUAAGAUAGCCACCCGGACUAAAAGAGACCCACUUGUUGAUAGGCAGGGUGAAAUAACUGCAGGAGAAUACAAAGGAAAGCGGGGAACUAUCAAGGAUGUGCUACCAAAUGCGUAUAGAAUACAGCUGAUAACCUCCUUGAAGUGUAUAUCUGUAAAGAAGUCUGAUUUCGAGAUACACAAGAGGAACUCAGCACCGCAGAUGAGAGAGACUGAUCAGUUUGAAAAAGAAGAAAUGCUUAAUAGCAUAACACAGGACAAAAAUAGAACAUACUCAGAUGACGAGGACAGCAGCACAACUCCCGUCCAGGAUGAAGGCACGCCUUUAAUAGAAUCAGAGGUGUAUACUCCAACCAAGCCAAUUAACUCUUAUAGCUUUUCAGACGAAGAGUAAUUAAAAUGUAAGUUAGCCCCUAAUGAUAGAAAUCUUUUCCUGCAUAUCAACAGAUUGCCU